ACUCAGGUACCUACACACUAGCAUCAUUGUGUCAUUAGAAGGUAACGACGUCCAAGACAGUCUGAUUCAUUUCUUGUUAAUAAAAAACUUAGACAGGUGCAUUUAUAACUGAGGGUGGCUGUGUAUUUUUGCUCGCAAGCUGACAUUGGAAGAUGUAGUAGUCCUGGAGCCAGCCAGCGAGUUCACGGCACUGAGAGGGCGGGCCGUCUCCCUGUGAUUAAAGGUGACAGGACCUGACACUCCAGACUUAUUGUUCUCCAGUCCAGGCAUGCAACUCUUUUUUUCGCGGGCUUAGACUGCUUAUUUUUGCAAUAUUUACCUGAUGCGACUGGCGUCUGAAGUUCAUCUUGUCCAAGCGCUGUAGUUUGUUUGCUCUUACAGAUCACAGCAGCUUUCUUUACUUAUAUCCAAAGAACUGUUGUCAAACUGACAAAAAUGAGACUUAAAGGUGGAAGACAAGUCUGUGUGUGAGGCCAAAGGUCGGAUACAAGUGUAGCUGUGUCAAUGGUGUAGGUGUGUGUGUGAGAAUACACACUGCAGGGCUGGACGGACACGCGAUGACCAGCUCCGAGGGGACACCUGUCCAGGGGGAGGAACAAGAGAUGGAGGCAGGUGAGAGCACGGACAAGCCUCGCUGGGUGAACUUCUUUCAAAGAGAGUCUCACAGGCGCUACGUGGAGCAUCUCCGUGAACGGGAAUAUGAAGACAUCAUACAGACUCUUCGCCGAAGCUCGACCGCCGAGGACAAGCAAACUCCUUCUGUUCUGCUUCCUCUUCCUCCAGAACAGUACUUCCUGUAUCCCGAGCUGGGCCUCCGCCAGUUCGGUGGACCUCUGAGGUCCAGCAUGACGUCAGUCAACUCCAGUUCCAUGACGUCCUCCGCCAGCUCCAGCUCGCCCACGUCCACCGCGGUGUCAUCGGCGCUGGAGUGCACACCGGAAGUGAUGGAAGAGAAGAAGAAGACCCGCUGCAAGCGCACGGCGACCUUAGUGUGUCUGGGGGUGCUGGUCAUCGCUUUGCUCUCCCUCACGGCCGGGGUCACGCUGCACUUUCUUCUGGAGACAGCAGAACGACCCAUGCAAGCAACCGAGUUUGUUGAUUGGGCCAAAACAACCAAUCCGGCAUCACGUGACCCGGGUUUAAUCAAUGACGUAGCUCCUAUCAGUACAACUCAUAUGUUUCCCUACCUAGACUUUACUAAGAAAUCCUUCACAACUGUACCUGCUUCCGAUGCUGAUGGUCCAACUUCUUGGGUCAACAUAUCAGGACCAACCACUCCUUCCACCUCCACGUCACCAACAUUAACGUCGUCCGACAUUUUGUCCACAGCACGAUCUGCCUCAACAGACUUCUCUGAGUUCCAUAACAACACAAAGUUUACAGACUUACACACAACGCGUGACCCAGUCUUUUCAUUGACAAAUGAAAGUAAAGCCGACGAUAGUCCACUCUUGUCAUCUUCUUUGAGUUCAACGGCAGAUGUGAUAAUGCCAACCAUAGUUACAAAGACAAAGUCAUCCACCAUGGAAGCAGUGACCUCACUGCACCCGUCAGAACUACCUGCUGAUGACUCGAUGACAUCUUCACAAACAACAUCUGCUGAUGGCGCACAGUCAUUGAACCAACCAGCAUCAUCUGGUGGCACAGAGCCCACUUCACUGAUGAUUGAGUCAUCCACAGAGUCUACUUCAAUGAUAAUUGAGUCGUUUACAGACUCCACUCCACUGAUGACUGAACCAUCCAUAGAAUCCACUUCACUAAUGAUUGAGUCAUCCACAGUGUCUACUUCAAUGAUAAUUGAGUCAUCCAUAGAGUCCACUUCACUGAUGAUUGAGCCAUCCACAGAGUCUUCCUUAGGCUUCUCAGACCCUGCACCACAGCCACCAUCAGCGUCUACUGAUAGUACAGAGCCCACCCCCUUGCUAAAUUCUCCGCACAGAGAUUCAUUCUUAUCUUCUCUUUCUUUCUCAGCUGUAAUAACUCCGAUAUCAGAUACAGCGCCAUCUACCCUGGGUGCAAUGACUUUGCCACAGCCAUCAGGACUUUUUGUUGAUGACCUGGCGACCUCUUUCUAUCAGACAGCAUCAGUAACUACAGGUGGCGUAGAAUCCACUCCAGUGCCAAUAACACCAUCUACUAGCGAUGUAGAAUCUACUCCAUCUACAGAUUCCUCCCUGAGCCUAUUGAUACAAACUACCGGCGAUACAGAGCCUGUUACACACCUGUCAACAUCAUCUAUUCAUGGUGCAGAAUCCACUCCAGUGUCAUCGACUGGUGGUGCAGACAUUUCUUCGAAGCCCCGAACGCAAUCUACUGGCGGUAAAGAUUCCACUUCCCUUCCAGAAAUUUCUUCUUCUUCUUCAGUAUCAGCGACUGUUUGGUUAGAAAAUUCUAGAAACCUGACCACAGCCACAUCUAGCGAAUACUUCACAGAAGGUUUCUCGAACACAACCCUCGCUUUGUCAGAGCUAAACAGGAUCUCAUCGUCGAAUAGUUUGUACGCCUCUAAUAACAGUGUGAUAACUACAGAAAGUGUGACAGUUGCAGACAAUGUAAUAAUAACAGGGCAUGUAACAGUUACAGAGAGCGAAACAGCUACAGAAAGGGUAGCCGGAAGUGUAACACCCUUGAUGUCAGCACCAGUGGCUCCAGCUGCAGAAUAUCCAAACACCGCUUCUAAUACAACACAAUCCUCUCCCAUCAGAGACUUACUAUCGUUAAAAAACAUGGAGCUUGACCGAGAAGCCUCCAUGGUGAACUCCGGGGCGUCAUCAGUGCCUGGGUCGUCAAACAGUCUGCUCGGCAAACACGAGCUCCUUGACGAGAGCGACUCUUCCCAACGGAAAGACGUUGUCCUGGAUCACGAAGACACUUCUUCUUCCAAGACGACUUCUGAUGGCAGAGAGACCUUUCUUUCGAAAACUGAAAAUAAUACAACCACGACAACAUCGUCGUUAAUAAAAGAAACUGUCUCGAGUAGUUCUUCUGGAUUGUCUUCGUCCGCAAUUAAAGCUCAUCCGUCUACCGGAAGUACUUCGACGGUGACCGUUCCUAGCACAGUCGGAUCUCUACUUUCAACGAUAUUUUCACGAAACACCAAUAAGUCCAACUCAAGCUCGUUGUCUUCUACUACGCCUAUGAACAAGAAUUUCAAUAACUUUGAGAAAGAGCCAGAUUCCAGUUUACAGUCGCUUGUUUCGCCACUAGCUGAUGUCAAUCCCGAUGGCAACUUUGUACAAGAAGAUAACCUCACGGCAGUUUAUAAUGAAACUUUCACUCAUGCUCCUCUGCCAGUCUUCAAUGCAACGCAAGAUAAACUAAAGUCAAUCAUGUCUUCUUGGACUGGGGGCAACAGUUCCUUCACAGAAACAUACAAUGAAACCUACCCCCGGGGCACCAAACCCUCGUUAAAGUCAGAAUCUACAAACAACACCAAGUCAGAUGAAAGGUUCUCUGUUUUUAUGGAUUUAAUUCAGGACCAAGAAAAUAUAACUCGUGAUUUCCACAAUUUUACAGAAAUGGCUAUUAAUGAUCUUGUAAAUUCUUUGCACGCGAGAAACACGUCAACAAACACGACAACGACACAUUCCCAAGCACACAAUCACAUGGACGUGGGAGCAGACAGCACAGGAAGCCAUAAUUCUUAUCUACCUAUCGAGGGUUUAAGCCAUGGUAAUCACGAAACUGCAAAUACGCCAAAGACAAACACCUCGGCGCAUGUUGAAGUUGUGACAAUGACCCCGGCCCCAGUAGGACUGAUUCAUCUUGCAGGGGCACUCAACCCCUUCAUUGGGUGGUCCCACGAUAAGCCAAACAGGACAGGAGACGAAAGAAAUGAUGAUAAUAAAUCUUCUACCUCAUAUCUUCCUCCGCUUCCAAGUCGUUCAAGAAACUCGUCAGGAAGUCGUGAAGAGGACCAAAGGAAUAUAGCUGGCUUUUCCAAAGACCUGAACCCACAUAGCAGCUGGUCAGGAUUCAGCUCGUUGUCUGGGGCAACCGAUAUAAACUCUGACCAUCGUUUUUUCACGACCACGGCAAAACUGAUGACCAGUCAAUCCCUAAAAGAUUUGGGAACAGUGGCAAGAGAGAGGUCGUCAGGAGACCCCAACUCCGCAGGGUUUGUGAGUCUCGGGCCAAAUAUGGCGACCGGCUCUUCACUUCCUGCACAAACCACAACUUCCGGAGGGGAGGUCAAACAUGACACAAGGAACUGGUCACAGAUGGCCGUGAAGACCAAGACUGAAACAACAACAUCCACAACAGUUUUAGGCCCCAAGACAACCACCACUAUCACUGGUACCUCAACUACACAACCGUCAACGCUCCCUUCAACUUUGCCUCCCCCAAACACUGGACAUCCUACAACCACGACAUCGACAACACCUGCAUCAGUAACUUCCACAUCCGCAGGCCUGGUGUUGUCCAUGUUAACGUUAAGAACAACGACCGCGAAGGUGGACUUGCCCAUCCUGGAGGAACCUCUAUUAGAUCCUCUUGGCUUCCCCAUCAGCAGCGACAACACACACACGACAGACCACGCUGGUGACGACGGCAGCAACCUGUUUGCUUUUCCUCGGAGGAACAGAAACUCUGCACACAAACCAGCCACACCCUCAAUUACCACCACGACCACGAAAAGGCCCACAACAACAACAACGGAAAAACCAGCUGAAGUCAUCAUCAUCGCACCUGACGUCACGGCUGACCUAGGAAUGAGUCCCACCAACAGUCUCAAAGUCACGUGUCACGCCUUUCAAGCAUGGGGGUGGACGUACAUGUCUCUGUCUCGAUUCGAAGGAACUGGCAACGCCACAGACGCGGUGGAGUUUCUCGGCGGCGUCUACAUCUUUGAUGAGUUCCCUUUCAUCCCCAUCGACUCACGGAUGAGUCACCACCGCGUGCACCGGGACACGGACCGCGUGACGCUCACCCUGGAGAGUCAGUACGCCGUGUGCGAGGACAAGGGCACCUACCUGUGUGAGAUCAUCGUCAACGGAUCGACUUGGUCCAAGACUUUCAACGUCGACAUCAGAAAAAAACCUGACAUGCCCAAACUGAAGGUACCAGGAGAUUUGAUUUCCGGGGAGGAAGCGACGUUUGUAACCACCUGGAAUGCUGGGUAUCCACUGAUGGGUACAAUAGUUCAUGAGAUCACCAAGGGAUACACCAAUCUUCCUAAACAUGCCACGAAGGAGCAAACUACUACGAGGGUCAUGAAGUGUGAAAUUAUUGUUACCAACAGCUACACCGUGAUACCGGAUGUGACGUGGAACGCUACAGAGAUCCAGGUGUCCAUCCUGCCUCGACGUGACGCCACGCCCAAGAUGCUGCAGACCCUGGAGGUGCUGGACAAGCAGACGGUUACCCUCAGCGUGCUGAGAAGUGACAUUUGUGUCGGCAACACCAACAUGAUUCUGCCUCAUCCCUACACCUGUACCAAGUUCAUCAACUGCAACGACGGCAUAGUCAAGGUUCAGACCUGCCCGGAGAAAACGUGUUUUCACCGCCUUCAGCUCACCUGCUACUAACUCACCUGUUAGAGUCUCACCUGAUGACUUCCUGAUCUUUCUCACGGAAACGCACCUGCAGUCAGUUCACCUGUUGACAGUUCACCUGUUGUCAGUUCACUUCACCUACCUGCAGUCAGUUCACCUGUUGUUGGUUGAGUCACCAAAACGACAAACGCUGUCAACGACAGGUGUUCACCUUCAAUGCUUGUUGAGUCUUAGGUUCUGGUGAGGUCAACGGCUGAAAGAGCGCAACUUUGUUCUGAAUGAUUCCAAGUUGUAAACAGCUUUCAUAACAACCUUGAUGGUUGGUGACAAAAACAUUUUAUCUACAGUUACCUUCAUUAGUUGUUCAGAACUUGGCCGUGAUUAUAUCUAAGCUUCUGUGAUGUGUUUUAAAGACAUACCUAUUUUUUGUACACCUUCGUGAAAACUAAUAAAGCGUCAUCCAAAUUCUUCAUGGUCCUGAAGGGAUGUCCUGAAAGAUAAAUUGUGUUUACAUUGUGGUUUUUUUUUCCUCUGUAUACUUUUGCGUAUACGAAAAAGAUGGUAUGUGACAAAGGCACUCUGAACAAAACUUUCGCGUGGAUAAACAAUUGUGUUUAUUUGUCUAUGAAUUUCUGUUUCUUUAUUGCAGCUGAUAAACACUCGAACUCAACCAUAAAUUUAAGUUUGUCUGUAUAAACUGCAAUAACAUAAAACUGAGAGCAAAGUUGUUUUCUGCAGACAAUAUUGUUUAUUUGUACUGGCAAAGUACCAUGGCUGGCCAUGGUUUCUGUUUGUUAUUUUUGUAUGUCUGUCUGUCUGUCCGUCCAUGUAAUUUUCUUUUAUUUUUUCUUUGUUAAAUUAUUUGCGAAUUUUUAUGUAGAUUCAAUCUAAUUUUUUUUUAGUAGAACUAUCUGCUAAAGUAUCAACUUUGUCUUUGACCACAGGUAGUAUAUCAGUGUUGUACAUAUUUUAUUUUGAAAUAAUUGUCAAAUAUUUGUAAACAUUUGUUUGUAUAUCCUAGUACGAUUACCUUACUUCACUUUUUCGAUCGUCGCAAAUCUACUUGUUCCCUACACUCGUUGAUGUGUGUAACACCAGCUGUACUGAAUGAACUCAAUAAUACGGGCUGCUGUCGGCACUUCACAGAAUUUUACUUGUAUUAAAUCUUGCU
Pomacea canaliculata is the source of this 6666-nucleotide messenger RNA. Its product is annotated as serine-rich adhesin for platelets-like. Gene Ontology annotation, cellular component: extracellular region. The record is from RefSeq and is a predicted model, not a curated record. The transcript has 9 exons. Bases 558 to 5528 code for a protein of 1656 amino acids. NCBI's taxonomy places the organism in Eukaryota, Metazoa, Mollusca, Gastropoda, Architaenioglossa, Ampullariidae. Gene Ontology annotation, molecular function: chitin binding.